AUGCCAGCUUGCCCUUCGGAGACCUGCCUCCGAGGUCUGGUGAUAGUGACUUUUGAUGCAAAGAAUGAAGCCGAAGGAUGGCCUGGCGAGACUCUCUACGUUAGUCGUAUAUGGGAAAAUACAACUGCCAUGACGCUUCCGCUAGGGCUAAACCCUCAAGAUGGUAUCAAGGAAGCAAAUGAUAAGUCCUUGAAAUCUGAAAAGAAAGAUAAAAUAGGGAUUGAUGAAAAAGGAUUUGAAGCAAGCGAUAAAUCACUCAAAUGCGAGCAAGCGGUGAACAAAAGCGAUAAGAAAAGGACGGACACAGGUGUGGCAAAACCUAUGAAAAUGCUUGAAACUCUAGAUAGCCUCAUAGUAAAAGAGCGAACAGAAGUCUUGGAAGUUAUCACUGGCAUUGACAUGAACAUCCAAUUCGACAUAUAUUCUUCAACAGGAGCUCUACGAACAGAAGUGUUGGAAGUUAUCACUGGCAUUGACAUGAAUAUCCAAUUCGACAUAUAUUCUUCAACAGGAGCUCUACUCUUCCACGCUUACGAAAAAUCAUCUUGUGUGACGCGAUUCUUUUUGCGAAGUCGACGCGCAUUCACAAUGCACAUCGUUGACGCAGGAGGGAAGGCUGGCUACGUUCGCCAGACAUGCGGAGGAAGCUUAAAAUUCGAUGUUUACGAUGGACUUGAUCGCUUAAAGAUUGCAGGACCAUCUUAUUGCGGUUUUGAUUGCUGCACUUGCUGCUUUCCAGAAAAGAAGUUCAAAAUAUCUCGCCUAGCUGCCGAUCAGGAAAAACACCUAAAUCCGUACACUUUUCCUCUAGUCUAA
Molecule: messenger RNA, 816 nt
Organism: Strongylus vulgaris
Lineage: Eukaryota; Metazoa; Nematoda; Chromadorea; Rhabditida; Strongylidae
Source: the annotation of a GenBank genome assembly